AUGCCCAUUCGCACCAAGCCACAACGUCCUCAUGUCGAAGUCAUCAUCGAGGACAUGGAGCGCGUGCCGGAGCGACCAAAGAAGUCGAGCCUCAUUGGCUCCGAUAUCGUGCGGCUUCAGUCUGCGUCGGAAGUCAGUACAGGAACGGAGAAGAAACAGGGUCCGCUCGACAAUGUUACCCCGUCUGACUACGCCAAUUCUCAAAGUUCGCAAUAUACGCCCAUCACCCGCACACCUACUACCUUCCGCGAUUCUGCCCCAGUCCACACCAUGGACGCCAGCGCCGACUCGAUCCCUCAGGCCUCAGGCCUCAGGCCUCAGCGCUAG
Molecule: messenger RNA, 327 nt
Organism: Dichomitus squalens LYAD-421 SS1
Lineage: Eukaryota; Fungi; Basidiomycota; Agaricomycetes; Polyporales; Polyporaceae
Exons: 1
Coding region: 1-327 (108 amino acids)
Source: RefSeq, a predicted model, not a curated record